GAAAUCCUCUCCACUGUCUUUUAUUACACAGUCCCCCCUGUACUUCCGGUCACCCCCACUUCUUCCGGCGCCGGCGACUUCCUCCGCUGAAUCCUCUCCUCCUUAGAUCCCCUCGCCGCGAAACACGAAGCGGCGAAUCCCGCAAUUUUCGAUCCCGGAAAUAAAAGGAAAGAAAACAUAGUUUAUAGUAUCGGUAAAUUAUGGCGGAAGAAGCUGUAGUUGAAUCGGUGCCGCCGGAAACCCUAGAAACUCCGCAUCCACCGGCAGCUUCUCCGACCGAUUCGCCCACCGCGGUCGCUUCGGAUCCAUCGCUCUCGCGAAAUGCAUCGUUCAGUAAACUCAACGCGCGAGCUCCCGAGUUCGUUCCUAGUAAGCAACCGCCUCCUCCUGCUGCUCCGUCUCCUCCGCUACCGUCGAGACUGGCUGUGAUCCCGCCGCCUCCUGGCGCGGCUAUGAUGCAUAUGUACUCGCCUGCACCGUCUCCGCCGCUGCCUACGGCGGCGGCUGGUCCGGCGUCUCCUUACCACGUCCCGAUUCACAGCCCGGUGCCCGUGGGUCACGUGAUUCCGGUCCAGAAUCAUCAUCCGCAUCACCAUCACAAUCAUCAUCUGCACCACCAGCAACCGCCGCCGCCGCAGCAGUUCGUUGCGGUUCGGAAUCCCAACAAUCACCACCACCAGCAGCAGUUCGGCCAGAACGCUCACUAUGUGCCUGUACAGGGACACAGUAAUCAGCAGCACCAUCAUAAUCAUCAUUACGCGAAGAAGUUGCAGCAGCAAUCGGAGGAAGGCGAGCAGAAUGAGGUUGGCCCGGCGGAUCACGGACGGUCCAAGAACGAGAAGACCGAUAAAAACGGGCUCUCUGAUGAAGCUAUGCAGAAGCUUUUGAAUCAGGUAGAAUACUACUUCAGUGACUUAAACUUGGCUACUACAGAUCAUCUGAUGAGGUUCAUUAGCAAGGAUCCUGAUGGAUAUGUGCCAUUAUCUGUUGUAGCUUCUUUCAAGAAGGUCAAAGCUGCAGUAAAUAGUCAUUCUCAACUAGCUAACAUUUUGAGGAACUCUUCAAAGCUUAUUGUCAGUGAGGAUGGGAAAAGAGUUAAACGUCAGCAACCAUUUACUGAGCCUGAUAUGGAAGAACUGCAAUCGCGCAUUAUUGUUGCUGAAAAUUUACCCGAGGAUCAUUGCCACCAAAAUCUGAUGAAAAUCUUCUCUUCUGUUGGAAGUGUUAGAACAAUUCGCACCUGCCCUCCUCAAAAUUCUGGUGCUGGGGCUGCGGCAGUGUCUCGAUCUACAAAAGCCGAUGGCAUGCACUUCACUAACAAGUUGCAUGCAUUUGUGGAGUAUGACUCUAUAGAGAUAGCUGAGAAAGCGGUUAUGGAGCUGAACGAGGAAGCAAACUGGAGGAAUGGUCUUAGAGUUCGCCUGAUGCUAAAACGUCCAUCAAAACCUGCUGCUGGCGGACGUGGGAAGAAGGGUCCUGAUGGGCCAGGGCAGUUGGAGGAAGAAGAAGAGGCUUCCACCUCUGAACAGCAGCCAAACGAAAAGCCGAUCGAGGAUCUUCCUAAACAGCAGCCUGAUGUCUGUGUUAAUGACCAUCCUGCGGAGGACAAUCUGAACAAUGACAAGGACGCAGUACAGAGAAAAGGCCGGGGCAGAGGGGGACGGGGCAAGGGACGCGGCCGAGGCCACUCCCACCACCACAACUCCGGUCGAGGAGCAAACCAUGUCGGUGGGCCUGCACCUUCGAGCAGCACAGCAGCCAUGUGCGAGCAGACAUUGAAGCAACCACCGCCACCAGGUCCCCGGAUGCCCGAUGGCACCCGAGGAUUUGCCAUGGGACGAGGGAAGCCGGUCCCUGUUAACACCGCAUGACACUGGCACAUCACAUUGCAGGAGAAGGGUGGGGUUUGACUGUUAGCGUAACGCGUCCAGGAGAACGGGCAACUCUGUACUCUAAUGGGGAUGGCUUUGGAGCUUUCAUCUGGAUGGGCGAAGUGGCGAGUCAGGUAGCCGUGAAGUUUUUAUUUAAAGCAGGAGCAUCUCUUUUCUUUCUUUGUCUGUGUUCUGUGUCUGGGAAGUGUACGUGCCCUGAACGAACAAACGAUCUGUCUUCCUUUUCUUUCUUCGGAUUGUUUGUUUGCUUUUUCAUGUUCAUUUGGGUGGGGGAAAGGGGAGCAAGGGGGAUCAUUAUAAAGUGUAUUGUAUAAUGAUGAAGUACUAAAGAAGAAGCUAUACACCCUUUAAGGGAGGAGGAAAUGUGGAGAUACGAGUGUACUAAGGGAAUAAUUUGCACCUGUACUUUCUUCUGUACAUUUUGAUUGAGCUUCGUAACGAAGUUGGAACAUACGAAUUGAACUGAAAAGACAUUGGUUCAA
This is a messenger RNA of Linum tenue, 2374 nucleotides long. The record is from the annotation of a GenBank genome assembly. Lineage: Eukaryota; Viridiplantae; Streptophyta; Magnoliopsida; Malpighiales; Linaceae.